AUCGAUGAUGUAAAAAAGACCCAGAGCCGGCGUUUUCCACAUCGUGGAUUGCCCACCUUAUCCAAUUGCAGUAGGAGUGCUAUAUCCUCGCGCCUGUUGCAUACAAAUGUCAGCAUGGCGUUCCAUUGGUGCGACAAUAACCUGCACACCACGGUGUUCACGCCGCGUGACUUCCAAGUGGAACUCUUGGCCUCGGCCUUCGAGCGCAACACAAUCAUCUGCUUGGGACAUCGAAGCUCUAAGGAGUUUAUUGCACUGAAGCUGCUGCAGGAGUUGUCCAGACAAGGACGACGCAAUGGUAAAGUGAGUGUGUACCUUAGCUGUCAGCUGAAUGCGGAGAACACGUCAAUGUACACAAUGCUCACACACCUCACUGAUCUCAAAGUGUGGCAGGAGAGGCAGGAGCUUCGAAUAGAUGUCAAUCAUUGCUGGACAGACUACCAUGUCAUCAUACUCAAACCAGAAUCCUUCCUGUCAUUGCUUUCUGCCAAGGAGCUAAUCCUAAGCAAUGUCCAGCUUAUCGUUCUGGAGGAUUGUCACGACAGCGCAGUCUACCGCAACAUUUUGCCCAUCUUCGAAGAAUACGUUCUGCCCGCGUCACCAGCAGAUAGACCCAGAAUAUUGGGAUUGGCGGGGCCAUUGCAUAGUGCAGGCUGUGAACUGGAGGAGCUUAAUGCAAUGCUGGAUACUCUGGAACAGCACAUGUUGUGUCGCAUCGAAACCGCCAGCGACAUUGUCACUGUGCUGCGAUAUUGUGCCAAGCCCCGUGAGUAUAUUGUGCAAUGUGCUCCCUUCGAAAUGGACCAGUUGUCCAGUGUGAUUGCCGAUAUUCUGAAUACCCAUAAGUCGUUCCUAAAAGACCAUCGCUACGAUCCAUUCGAAAUCUAUGGCACCGACCAGUUCAUGGAGGACCUAAAGGAUAUACCCGAUCCCAAGUUGGAUCCGCUCAAUGUGCUGGAUGCACUGCUCGCAGUGCUGCAUGAAAUGGGACCCUGGGGCACACAACGAGCUGCCCAUCACUUCUAUCAACGGAACGAGAAGCUUAAAGUGAAGACUCCCCAUGAACGUCACUACUUGCUCUUCUGUCUGGUGAACACGGCAUUGGUUCAAGUCCAUGCACUGUGCGACCAAACAUUCCAGAAGCAAUUGGCCGAGGAGCCACGUUGUACCAUCGAGCGCUAUUCCAGUCCAAAGGUGCGACGUCUGCUCAAAGUGUUACGUUGUUUUAAGCCCACCGAGACACACGCUCAGGCGGAUGGAUUGCGAAAGAUGCGGCACCAAGUGGAGCAGGCGGAUUUUAAUAAGUUAUCGCAUGCACUUAAAUCCAAAUGCCAUGUGGUGGAGCAACUGGAGCAACAGCAUGUAGAAACACGCGCAAUAGUUAGCAAUCUCGAGCAACUGCUUCAACCGUCGGACAAGGAACAAAUCGUAACAUCUACAAAGGACAAGAGUGAAGAGGCGACUCCAAUCCCACAACCACCAGCCACGGCCACAACGAAGGCCAAGUCCAACACACAGACGCACACGAGAAGGCGGACGCAUCCAAGGCGCCACAAUCGUUACCAGCAUGAUGCCAAUGAAACCCUCUGUGCACUCAUCUAUUGCAAUCAAAAUCAUACGGCUCGCGUGCUCUUUGAACUGCUGGCGGAGAUGAGCAGACGCGAUCCUGAUCUCAAGUUCCUGCGCUGCCAGUACACAACAGACCGCGUUGCAGAUCCCACUACCGAGCCAAAGGAGGCGGAGCAGGAGCAUCGACGACAGGAGGAAGUGCUGAAGCGCUUUCGAAUGCACGAUUGCAAUGUGCUCAUUGGCACUUCAGUGCUGGAGGAAGGCAUUGAUGUGCCCAAAUGCAAUCUGGUUGUUCGCUGGGAUCCACCCAUCACUUAUCGCAGCUACGUGCAGUGCAAGGGUCGAGCACGAGCUGCACCUGCAUACCAUGUCAUGCUGGUGGCACCAAGCUAUGACCAGUCUCCAACAGCGGCUGAUGACGCUGUGCAGCUGAACGAGCAGAGCCAUCGUUUUAUCUGUGCCACGACGGGCGAUGAUGCACAGCAGGAGCUUGACAGCGACUCGGAUGACUCGGCGCUGCCUAAUUCCCUUGCAUCAGAUCCCUACACUUUUGGCACUGCCCGUGGAACAGUGAAAAUACUCAAUCCAGAGGUGUUUAGCAAUCAGCCACCCACAGCGUGUGACAUCAAGUUACAAGAGAUUCUAGAUGAAGUUCCUCCAACUAGCUUACAAGAUACCGGCAACUCCAGUGACGAGGCUAUCAGUCUAACCAACACCACGCCCAGUGACAGAAGCGCCGAACGCAGACCCAAACAACGCUUUGAAUGCGAGCUGACCGCAUUGCCAGAUACCUCCGUCGUGUCCACUCCGGCCACAACAUCCACCGAUAGUCUGGCAAGCACCACCCAAGCGCUGGUUCACCAAAUGGCGCAAUAUCGUGAAAUCGAGCAGAUGCUUAUAUCCAAAUGCGCAAAUACAGAACCAGCUGAGGUGGAGCAACAGCAAGCAGAGCGUUAUACCAGCUGCUUGGCCGCCUAUCAACCCAAACCACAACUGUCGACAGGCGCCUCUGUGGAUCUCAGCACUGCCAUAGCAUUGGUCAACAAGUAUUGCGCCCGAUUGCCCAGCGAUACCUUUACCAAACUGACCGCCCUGUGGCGUUGUGCCCGCUCCGAGCGUCAGGGAGUUACGCUUUACCAGUACACAUUGCGUCUGCCCAUUAACUCACCCUUAAAGCAUGAUAUAAUUGGUCUUCCGAUGCCCACACAAAUCUUGGCACGUCGUCUGGCCGCGCUGCAAGCCUGUGUUGAGCUGCACAAAAUAGGGGAACUGGAUGAUCAGCUGCAGCCUAUUGGCAAGGAGGGAUUUCGCGCAUUGGAACCCGACUGGGAAUGCUUCGAUCUGGAGCCGGAGGAUGAACAAAUAGUCCAACAAAACGAUGAACCACGUCCGGGAACAACUAAACGAAGACAAUAUUAUUAUAAACGCAUUGCUUCCGAAUUCUGUGAUUGCCGUCCUGUGGCUGGUGUUCCCUGCUAUUUGUACUUUAUUCAGUUAACGCUGCAGUGUCCGAUUCCCGAGGAGCAAAACACACGCGGUCGUAAGAUCUAUCCACCGGAGGAGGCCCAACAGGGAUUUGGCAUACUCACACUGAAGCGCAUACCCAAGCUAAGCGCCUUCUCCAUAUUUACGCGAUCCGGCGAGGUUAAAGUUUCACUGGAAUUGUCAAAAGAUCGUGUUGUGCUAACCCAGAAACAAAUUGACUGCAUUAAUGUCUUCCUGAACUAUACGUUCACAAAUGUGCUGCGCCUGCAAAAGUUUCUCAUGCUCUUCGAUCCAGAUUCCACUGAGAACUGUGUGUUUAUUGUGCCGACUGUAAAGACACCGCAGGAAGACCGUCUAAUAGACUGGAAAUUCCUGGAACUGAUAGAAGCCAAUGGCAACAUGAUGCCACAGCCUGUGACGGAGGGAGACAGGCAAGCACAGCCUUUCGAUGCGCAACGUUUCCAAGACGCCGUUGUUAUGCCCUGGUAUCGUAAUCAGGAUCAGCCGCAAUACUUUUACGUAGCCGAGAUUUGUCCACAUCUCUCACCCCUCAGCUGUUUUCCUGGUGACAAUUAUCGCACCUUCAAGCAUUAUUAUCUGGUCAAAUAUGGUCUAACCAUACAAAAUACCGCACAACCUCUACUGGAUGUGGAUCACACGAGUGCGAGAUUAAAUUUCCUAACGCCACGAUAUGUGAAUCGCAAGGGCGUGGCACUGCCCACCAGUUCCGAGGAAACGAAGCGAGCCAAGCGUGAAAAUCUCGAACAGAAGCAAAUUUUAGUGCCAGAACUGUGCACUGUGCAUCCCUUCCCUGCCUCCUUGUGGCGCACUGCUGUCUGUUUGCCCUGCAUCCUUUACCGCAUCAAUGGACUGCUCCUGGCCGAUGAUAUUCGCAAGCAGGUCUCUGCCGAUCUUGCACUGGGUCGUCAGCAGAUUGACGACGAACACUUUGAGUGGCCAAUGCUAGACUUUGGCUGGAGUCUGUCGGAGGUGUUGAAGAAAUCGCGGGAAUCUAAACAGAAGCCAAACAGCAAGGAUUUGUCCAAUAAAACCGAGGAUGAGCCUGACCAGGAGAAGGCGACGGAAGAGCCGAUUAUUGAAAAACCAGCAAAGAGUGCAAUUGAAUUGGUUAUUGAAGGCGAGGAACAGUUGAAAAAUGCAGAUGACUUUAUCGAGAUCGGCACCUGGUCGAACGAUAUGGCCGAUGACAUUGCCGACUUCACGGAUGGCGAUGAGGAUGAGGAGGACGAAAAUUAUCUACCUGUGCUGCCCGCCAAUGUAAAGUUCUGUGAUCAGCAGACACGAUAUGGUUCUCCUACCUUUUGGGAUGUGAGCAACAGCAGCGCCUUCAAGCAAUCAGCAUCUGGCCAGCCACGAAGCAGCAAACCAAGGGGAGGAGGAGCUCCUGUUGGAGGUGGCGCAGCCAGAGGUGAAGGAAAGCCAAAGUACAGCUACUAUGACUCGGACAAUUCGCUUAGCUCAAGCUAUGAUGAUGAUGAUCAUGUGGGACCGAGUCAUCGUUACAGUUCCGAUGACGAUGAUGGAGCGGAUGAUGUUGGCCACAUAGAGUUCACCUCGAAGAACGAAGCGGAGGCCAUAGAAACAGCGCAGGAAGUAGAAAAGAGGCAAAAACAACUGUCCAUCAUACAGGCAACCAACGCGAAUGAGCGACAGUACCAGGAGACCAAGAACCUGCUCAUCGGCUACAACUUUGAGCAGACGCAGCAGAAGAGCACGGCCAACUAUGACCAAUCCAUAGUUCGCUUCAAAUCGGAAAUUGAGACCUGUGGCAUGUUAGUUCCACACGAUCAAGAGCUGGCGUUUAAACGAGCUGAAGGCGUCGCAACGUUGACUGAUCAGGAUGUAACUUGCCGGCAAGUGGAGCUGCUCAAGGAACUCUUACCAUAUGUUACGGAGGCACAAUUGUUGUCCAAAUUGAGCAACAAAAAUCAGCUACAGCUUUCCGAUUUCAUCGAGCUCAAUGCGGAGUGGUUAAUUCAGCAGAAAGAUAGUGAAAACUACCACGUGUUGGGAUGUGGCGAUAGCUUUGAUAACUACAAUGAUCAAAAUCGACUGAACCUGGACAAUAAGCAACUGAGGCUGCAGUUUACGCUGGAGCUGGGAAUAAACUCAGAUCCAGUUAGCAAUAAUACUGACAUAGCAUUAACAAGCUGGCCUGGCAACAGCUUUAGCUUCGAUCAUCAGCCAGAGCUGGUGGGACAUCCGGGACCCAGUCCGAGCAUCAUCCUGCAGGCACUUACAAUGUCCAAUGCCAACGAUGGCAUUAAUCUGGAGCGAUUAGAAACUAUUGGUGACUCGUUUCUGAAGUACGCCAUUACCACGUAUCUGUACAUCACGUACGAGAAUGUUCACGAGGGUAAACUGAGUCAUCUACGCUCCAAGCAGGUGGCCAAUCUCAAUCUGUAUCGUCUGGGUCGGCGCAAGCGACUGGGCGAGUAUAUGAUAGCUACUAAGUUUGAGCCGCAUGACAAUUGGUUGCCUCCCUGCUAUUACGUGCCCAAGGAGCUGGAGAAGGCGCUGAUUGAGGCAAAGAUACCAACGCAUCAUUGGAAGCUGGCUGAUCUUCUCGAUAUUAAGAAUCUGAGCAGCGCUCAAAUUUGCGAACUUGUGCGUGAAAAGGCCGAGGCAUUGGGCUUAGCUGGCAGCUUGGAGCAGCCUCCACCAACCACACAACAGAUAACCCAAAACGCUAAUCUGGAUGAUUCCAAUGAAACCACCGAUUUCAGUUGCUUCAUUCCUUAUAAUCUGGUAUCCCAGCACAGCAUACCAGACAAGUCCAUAGCUGACUGUGUGGAGGCACUGAUAGGCGCGUACCUAAUCGAGUGUGGACCACGUGGAGCAUUACUCUUCAUGGCCUGGUUGGGAGUACGUGUGUUGCCAUACAAAUUGGAGCCGGCAGCAGAGGAGGAGCAACGUAAGCCGGGCACAAGCAAACCAAACGCCAAGAACAUGGUCGCAGUUUAUGGUGAUUGGCCAACACCUCGAAGUCCUCUCCUGCACUUUGCACCCAAUGCCACUGUUGAGCUGGAGCAUCUGCUAAGCGGCUUUGAAGAGUUCGAAGCAAACUUGGGAUACAAAUUCCGAGACCGUUCAUACUUGCUGCAGGCCAUGACGCAUGCCAGUUACACCCCAAAUCGUUUAACUGAUUGUUACCAGCGUCUGGAAUUUCUGGGCGAUGCCGUGCUAGAUUAUCUGAUAACACGGCAUCUGUACGAGGAUCCUCGGCAGCACUCGCCUGGUGCACUGACUGAUCUACGCUCUGCUCUGGUCAACAAUACCAUCUUCGCCUCGUUGGCUGUGCGACAUGGCUUCCAUAAGUAUUUCCGGCAUUUAUCACCUGGCCUAAACGAUGUCAUCGAUCGCUUUGUGCGCAUUCAACAGGAAAAUGGACACAGCAUUAGUGAGGAGUACUAUCUGCUGUCGGAGGAGGAAUGCGAUGAUGCCGAGGAUGUUGAGGUGCCCAAGGCCUUGGGUGAUGUAUUUGAAUCAAUUGCCGGUGCCAUAUUUCUAGACUCCAGUAUGUCACUGGAUGUUGUGUGGCAGGUCUACAGCAACAUGAUGAAGCCGGAGAUUGAGCAAUUUAGUAAUUCUGUGCCAAAGUCACCCAUAAGAGAGCUGCUUGAGCUGGAACCGGAGACUGCCAAGUUUGGCAAGCCGGAAAAACUGGCUGAUGGACGACGAGUACGCGUCACCGUUGAUGUCUUCUGCAAGGGCACCUUCCGUGGCAUUGGACGCAACUAUCGCAUUGCCAAGUGCACAGCGGCCAAAUGCGCAUUGCGACAAUUGAAGAAACAGGGCUUAAUUGCCAAAAAAGACUAACACUGUAGUCGUAGUUAAUACAUGUACAUAUGUACUGCAUCAAAGCUCCAAUAAUCUUAACAUUUUAUAUAAAGAUUCUAUGUAGUGUCCAUAUCAACAUAUAAUUGUUUUUAAUUAAAAUAAACCAAUUUUCCGAAAAAUACUUUCUCACA
Molecule: messenger RNA, 7046 nt
Organism: Drosophila innubila
Lineage: Eukaryota; Metazoa; Arthropoda; Insecta; Diptera; Drosophilidae
Gene: Dcr-1
Product: endoribonuclease Dcr-1
Exons: 6
Coding region: 115-6894 (2259 amino acids)
Biological process (GO): siRNA processing; pre-miRNA processing; apoptotic DNA fragmentation
Cellular component (GO): cytoplasm; RISC complex; nucleus
Molecular function (GO): RNA binding; ribonuclease III activity; protein binding
Source: RefSeq, a predicted model, not a curated record